Molecule: messenger RNA, 1239 nt
Organism: Closterium sp. Naga37s-1
Lineage: Eukaryota; Viridiplantae; Streptophyta; Zygnematophyceae; Desmidiales; Closteriaceae
Source: the annotation of a GenBank genome assembly
AUGGGAGGGGCAAGACGUGGAGACGAGUAUAAGCGGCGAGCAACUCGAGGCAUCGAGCUGAUUCUGAACACGGAGGUGGUGUCUGCUGACGUGGCGAACAAGAAGCUUUCCACGGCGUCGGGCGACACCAUCGCCUUCACCAACCUCAUCAUCGCCACUGGUGCCGAUACCAUCAAGCUGACGGACUUCAAGACGCCAGGCGCGGACGCCAAGGGCAUCUACUACCUGCGGGAGAUCAAAGAGGCAGACGAGCUGUACGCGGCCAUCCAGGCGAAGAAGGGCGGCAAGGCCGUGGUGGUGGGCGGCGGGUACAUCGGGCUCGAGCUCGCGGCCAUCCUCGCCAUGAACGAUAUCAAGGCCACCAUGGUGUACCCUGAACCAUUCUGCAUGCCGCGUCUCUUCACCCCCACUCUCGCGGCCUUCUACGAGGGGUACUACGAGGCCAAGGGCGUGACCAUAGUCAAGGGCACGGUCGCCACGGCCUUCACAGCCAACGAGGAGGGGCACGUGAAGAGCGUGACGCUCAAAAGCGGGGAGACUCUGGAGGCGGACCUGGUGGUGGUGGGCGUGGGCGCUCGCCCCAACGUGGGGCUCUUCAAAGACCAGCUCGCAUUUGACAAGGGUGGCAUUAAGGUGGAUGCUCGAUUCCUCAGCAGCGUGCCAGGCGUGUAUGCAGUGGGCGAUGUGGCCACAUUCCCCAUGAUCAAGUACGGCGAUGAGAGGCGUGUGGAGCAUGUCGACCAUGCCAGGAAGUCUGUGCAGCAGGCAGUGAAGGCAAUCAAGGCAGCAGAAGCGGGGGAGCAGAUAGCGGACUACGCCUACCUGCCCUACUUACUCCUACAACAAAGGAACUCACAACCCUCCUUCCCCUUCUACCCCUGCCCGCCUUCCACCCACAUCCCCCAGGCAAUCAAGGCAGCGGAAGCAGGGGAGCAGGUAGCGGACUACGCCUACCUGCCCUACUUCUACUCGCGCUCCUUCGACCUCUCCUGGCAGUUCUACGGUGACAACGUGGGCGACGCUGUGCACUAUGGGCUCACGGACGGCAAGGCGGCUGGCGAUGGGGCGGCGAAGUUCGGUGCAUACUGGGUGAAGGACGGCAAGGUGGUCGGCGCGUUCCUGGAGGGUGGGAGUGCGGAUGAGAACAAGGCGAUCGCCAAGGUGGCUCAGGAUCAGCCGGCAGUUGCGAGCCUAGAGGCUCUGGCAGGAGAGGGGCUGGGGUUUGCCCUUAAGGCUUGA